This is a messenger RNA of Emericellopsis cladophorae, 1173 nucleotides long. RefSeq lists its product as uncharacterized. NCBI's taxonomy places the organism in Eukaryota, Fungi, Ascomycota, Sordariomycetes, Hypocreales, Bionectriaceae. The coding region runs from base 1 to 1173 and encodes 390 amino acids. The record is from RefSeq and is a predicted model, not a curated record. The transcript has 3 exons.
AUGUUUCGAUCCACGAGACCUCUGAUCCGCCAACUCAGGCCGACACCUUUCGCGAGGCCUACGUCUGUGUCACCCUCGCUGGCGCUGGGUUGGGCUAACCAGAAGCCAUUGGUUGCGCAGUCUACUAGACUCGCCAGUAACAAUGGCAAACGCAAUCAACAAGACCAGCCACCCCCAAAGCCAGAGAUAGACUAUGAUGCUGAGCGCAAGGUUGCGCAACAGAAGCUAGAGCCUGACCCCGAAUCCGUCUCGGUUGACAGCACUACGCGUGCAAAGUUCGAUAACUUGCCUGAGGGAGGUGGCUCGGCUAACCCCAGUGUCAACGACGGGCUGAGGCAUGAUCUUGGAAUAGUCAAAGACGCUUUCCGGUUGAGCAAGAUCCCCAAAGAAUCGCACAUCCUAGGUCUUGCGGGCACUGUCCCUUACUUCGCAACGUCUCUCUCGACAAUUUACCUGGGCUGGAACCUAUCGCAAACCGUCCCCAGUGGCAGUUCAUUCAAGGACUCCAUCAUGAUAAACCCCGAAACAGCGCAAUGGCUUCUGAACAACAUUGAGCCAGUGCAGUUAGGAUACGGCGCCGUCAUAAUAUCAUUUUUGGGCGCCAUUCACUGGGGGCUCGAAUACGCCGAAAAGGGACCAUCGUAUCCUCGAACCGGCUUCCGAUACGCAAUGGGUGUAAUCGCGCCCGUCGUCGCGUGGCCCACACUCCUCAUGCCCAUCGAGUAUGGUCUGACAGCCCAGUUUGGCGCAUUUGUUGGACUCUACUUUGCCGAUCUCCGAGCCUCGACCCGCGGCUGGGCGCCACGCUGGUAUGGACAAUAUCGUUUCCUACUCACAGCCAUGGUCGGACUGGCUAUCUUUGUGUCCUUGGUCGGCCGGUCGCAGAUUGAAAAGUACGGGCGUCUUGGGGGUGAACACUUGCGGGAGAGCAUCACCCGCACAGGUAUCGCCGACACAACGACCAACUGGGAGAAGGUAGAGCUUGAGGAGAAGAAGAAGAUCAAGGCUGAGGAGGAGCGUAAGACGAAAGAGGAGGCGAAGAAGCAGAAGAACGCAGAUGGAAACAGCGAGAAGGCGGAUAAAGCGCAGGACAAUGACGCCGCUGCGGAGAAGAACGACAACGAGAAGUCAGAUGCGAACAAAGGGGAGGAUAAGAGUUCAGAGGACAAGUAG